CUCGCGGUUACUCAGUCAUUCCUAACACUACUGUGUGAACGUCUCGUUGUGCCUUAGUUUCUAUAUUUGUAACGUCAAAUAAAUCUUACAAUGACGAUCGACCUGUAUUACGUGCCCGGUUCCGCCCCUUGCAGGGCUGUCCUGCUGACGGCGAGGGCUCUGAACCUGAACCUCAACUUGAAGCUCGUGGACUUGCAUCACGGUGAACAUUUGAAGCCUGAAUACCUGAAGAUCAAUCCCCAACACACAGUUCCUACUCUUGUAGAUGAUGGUUUCUCUAUAUGGGAGUCGCGCGCCAUCAUAACCUAUCUAGUGAACAAAUACGGCAAGGGAACCACCCUGUACCCCGAGGAGCCGAAGGCGAGGGCACUCGUCGACCAGAGGCUGUACUUCGACAUCGGCACUCUGUACCAGAGAUUUUCUGAUUAUUUCUAUCCCCAAGUGUUCGGUGGAGCCCCAGCAGACAAAGACAAGGCAGCCAAAAUCGAGGAGUCUCUCAAACUCCUGGACACAUUCCUGGAGGGGCAGAAGUACGUGGCAGGCCCCAACCUAACCGUCGCUGAUCUGAGUCUCAUCGCAGGCGUAUCCAGUUUCGAGGCCACUGAUAUCGACUUCAAGAAGUACUCCAACAUUAAGAGAUGGUACGAGACAGUGAGAACCACUGCACCAGGAUACCAAGAGGCUAACGAGAAGGGUCUGGAAGCCUUCAAGGCGCUCGUGAACAGUAUGCUCAAGAAGUAAACCAAAACUGACAGUUCUUACACAUUUGUUACAAAACAAAAUACACCUCUCAAAUACUGCCACGCAAAUAUAAACACUGUUUUUCAUGUUACAUUUAAGUGUAAGUUUAGUAAUAAGGCACAAAUAAAUUAUAUUAUA
This is a messenger RNA of Achroia grisella, 879 nucleotides long. RefSeq names its product glutathione S-transferase 1-1-like. The transcript has 5 exons. The record is from RefSeq and is a predicted model, not a curated record. Lineage: Eukaryota; Metazoa; Arthropoda; Insecta; Lepidoptera; Pyralidae. Gene Ontology annotation, biological process: glutathione metabolic process. The coding region runs from base 91 to 741 and encodes 216 amino acids. Gene Ontology annotation, molecular function: glutathione transferase activity.